This is a messenger RNA of Nelumbo nucifera (sacred lotus), 1287 nucleotides long. RefSeq names its product cytochrome c1-2, heme protein, mitochondrial. Gene Ontology annotation, cellular component: respiratory chain complex III. NCBI's taxonomy places the organism in Eukaryota, Viridiplantae, Streptophyta, Magnoliopsida, Proteales, Nelumbonaceae. The record is from RefSeq and is a predicted model, not a curated record. Gene Ontology annotation, molecular function: electron transfer activity; heme binding. Gene Ontology annotation, biological process: mitochondrial electron transport, ubiquinol to cytochrome c.
CUCCACCACACCAUUAGCUUAGCUCUCCAUCGAUAAUUAGGGGGCUCACAUAAUCACAUCCCUUGCGAGGUACAGGACCUCAGGUUGCCUCUCAGAGUCUCUCAGUCGACCCUUCCAGAAAGGAUCUAAUCAAAUGGCUGUCAGCCGAUCGAUUCAGCUAUUGCUGAGGAAGAAACUUCAGUCCCAAUAUACCGUUCUUCCAUCAUUAUCUGCCUCCACCCCAAAGCAGGAUCAAGAUGGGUUUGUCUCUGCUGGCAUGAGGUCUCUAAGGGCAAUGGCACUUAUUGGAGCAGGUGCUUCUGGACUUUUGAGUUUCGCAACGAUAGCAUCUGCUGAUGAGGCAGAACAUGGUUUAGAGUGUCCGAGCUAUCCUUGGCCUCAUAAAGGCAUUCUCAGUUCAUAUGAUCAUGCAUCGAUUCGUCGUGGUCAUCAGGUUUACCAACAAGUUUGUGCAUCUUGCCAUUCAAUGUCUCUAAUUUCAUAUCGUGAUCUUGUGGGAGUGGCAUAUACUGAAGAGGAGACAAAGGCUAUGGCUGCAGAAAUUGAGGUGGAUGAUGGGCCUAAUGAUGAGGGUGAGAUGUUUACCCGCCCUGGUAAACUGAGUGAUCGUUUUCCUCAGCCAUAUGCAAAUGAACAAGCAGCAAGAUUUGCUAACGGAGGGGCAUAUCCUCCAGAUCUAAGCCUUAUCACCAAGGCCCGCCAUAAUGGCCAGAACUAUGUGUUUGCCCUUCUGACUGGCUAUCGCGAUCCUCCUGCUGGUAUUUCGAUUCGAGAAGGGCUGCAUUAUAAUCCUUACUUCCCUGGAGGAGCAAUUGCUAUGCCCAAAAUGCUUAUUGAUGGUGCUGUUGAGUAUGAAGAUGGUACACCUGCAACAGAAUCUCAGAUGGGAAAAGAUGUGGUGACAUUUUUGUCAUGGGCUGCAGAGCCGGAAAUGGAAGAGAGGAAACUGAUGGGAUUCAAAUGGAUAUUUGUACUGUCACUCGCACUUCUCCAAGCUGCUUAUUACCGGCGCUUGAAGUGGUCUGUCCUGAAGUCUCGCAAGUUAAUCGUUGAUGUUGUCAACUGAUCCCUCUUUCGUUAUCUCUCAAUCUGUUUGUAUUGGAUUAGAUGUCAACUGGCUUCUCUCUUUGUUCUCUUUCCCUUGAAAUUCGGGAGGAGUGGAGGACACGAAUUGUCAAUAAUGGAUGUUGAGGAUCUAUUUUUGUUAUACCUUAUUUCUUCAUAAUAAGUUUUGUUAUACUUUAGUCCCCAUUUUAAUCUAUUUUUGAGAGAGAAAUAUAUAUUCUA